Molecule: messenger RNA, 345 nt
Organism: Closterium sp. Naga37s-1
Lineage: Eukaryota; Viridiplantae; Streptophyta; Zygnematophyceae; Desmidiales; Closteriaceae
Source: the annotation of a GenBank genome assembly
AUGCUGCUGUGGAUAAAGAACCGUUACGGCAAAGAUGCAGCUGUAAUCGUUACCGAGAAUGGUGUUAGCGAGUACAACGUGCAGGGGAUCACGAUGGACAAGGCGCUGUGCGACGUGCAGAGGGUUAACUUCCACAAGAGCUACCUUCAAAAUGUUCUGGACGCCAAGAACAAUGGAGUGAAUGUGCAGGGCUAUUUUGCGUGGUCGAUGAUGGAUAACUGGGAGUGGUCGCAGGGCUACACGCAGCGAUUCGGCAUGCUCUAUGUCAACUUCACGCACCCACUCAAGCCUCGGUACCCCAAGGCUUCCGCCAUUUGGUUCAAGAAUUUCUUAGCUACUAGCUAG